Pyricularia oryzae 70-15 is the source of this 4185-nucleotide messenger RNA. RefSeq names its product spermidine/putrescine import ATP-binding protein potA. The record is from RefSeq and is a predicted model, not a curated record. Gene Ontology annotation, biological process: transmembrane transport. Bases 1 to 4185 code for a protein of 1394 amino acids. Gene Ontology annotation, molecular function: ABC-type transporter activity; ATP hydrolysis activity; ATP binding. NCBI's taxonomy places the organism in Eukaryota, Fungi, Ascomycota, Sordariomycetes, Magnaporthales, Pyriculariaceae. The transcript is spliced from 6 exons. Gene Ontology annotation, cellular component: membrane.
AUGAAAUUCCUAAGCAGCCACGCCGCCCGCUUUGCCCAGUUCGUGGUCUGCGUACAUAGCCGUUUUGAGGCCACUCAGGCAAGGUACGCCUGGCUGUCCGGGAACAGUGACGGUGGCAUCGAUGGGGGAAGCGAAGGUCGCCCCGGCACGUCACUCUCAACAGAGGAGCACAUUUCCAUAGACCCUCCGCUGUACUACAUUUCUCCCUUCCAAUCCUGGGCAGGUCGGCUUGCGUCAAGAGUCUAUAACAACGAUGGUGUCCUUGAAGAUGCGUGGCUCCCACGCUUCUCCCGGGACAGCUCAUCGCUACGACGGACAUUUCUUCCACUGCUGGCUGCAGCGGGGCAGAGCAAUUUCUGGUCUUGUUGGCGCAUACUAUGGGCGUUUUCGAACCAAUUCGAGGUCGGCGGCAUGAUUGCCCUUGGAUUCUUCCUUGAGGCCGUGACGGGCCUCGCCUCUCUCCUGGCGCCCUGGUUGCUACAUAAGCUCCUAGCGGAGCCGCGGUCCGCUUCUCUAGCGACGUGGCUCGUCAUGGCCACACUCGCGUCGACACUGGCCGGACGCACCCGUGACCAGGUGACCCGAACGCAUGCCGUGUGGACCGAGACUGGGCUACGCACUACCAUAUUAGCCAAAGCGCUGAGGCUGUCGCCAACAGCCUCCGCACACUUGUCGCCCGCUCGCAUCAUAUCUAUAUCGACGGUCGAUGUGGACAUGAUAGCCCUAUACGUGCAGCGAUUGCAUGAUAUAUGGAGCGCGCCAGCCCAGAUCCUGGCUAUCGCCGCGUUAACGACGCGUGUAAUGGGCGUGUGGCCCGCGGUCUGCGCAUUGGCUACUAUGGCACUGCUCUUCAUCGUGCAGGGGCGCGCGUCCAUCAUGUUCCGCGACGGAAUCAAAGAGUACGUGCUUCGCAACGACACCCGGCUGUCGGCGUUGCGGCUUGUCAUAACGCGCUUUGCCGCCGUUAAAGCCCUCGCGGUCGAGCCUGUAUUCCGUCGACUUGUAGAGGAUGCCCGCGCGGCGCAGCUGGAUGCGUUGCGCAAAUAUCUCGUCGCCGGCUUCAGCAUUUUUACGUCUGUGUCGCAAACAGUUCCAGGACUGGUGGCCUGUGCAGCCUUUUUUGUAUACUGGGCCCAGGGGCACGAGGUCACGCCUCAAGUCGUUUUCCCUGCUUUGGCCUACUUCAAUCUGUUGUACCAGCCUGUAUUUUCGGCGAGCUUAGCGCUGAGUCGACAAUUUUCCGUCCGGCCCAGUCUCGCAAGGGUUGCUGAGCUUUUGGGAUCGGACGAGUUCGAUGAUUUGCAAGCUACAAAUGAAAUCCCUUCCCCAAGCCCCCCAGAGCUAGCCGACCCGUCGGAUACAAAACAGGACAAACCGAUUGCGGCGGUCAAAUUCACAAACGCCACAUUUGCCUUCCUUGGCAACAACCCUGAGGAUGUAACAUCAGCUCCCGUAUCAAUUGAUGCCGAAAAUGAUAGAGAUGCGGGAGAGCAGUCGGCAUUCCUCCUGAGGGACAUAUCUCGAGGCAGCUUGUUCGAGGUCGGGCAUAUGAACAUCCCGGCCCAGCAGCUGACCUUGGUCAUCGGCCCAACGGGCUCCGGUAAAUCCUCACUACUGCUUUCAAUCUUGGGGGAGCUUCCGCUAUGGCGCGGAAAGCUCCGCCGGCCGGCAGUGCGAUCCAUGGCCUAUGCCGCGCAGGAAUCUUUUGUGCUUUCGGGCUCGCUUCGCGAAAAUGUGUGUCUUGGUUCUAAAGCGCCAUUCAACGCUGCUCAUUAUUAUAGUACAAUUCGGAAAACCGGACUCGAUAUCGACUUUGCCGGUUGUCCUGGUGGCGCCGAGGGCACUGUAAUUUCGGAAGAGGGCGGCAAUUUAAGCGGGGGCCAAAAGGCGCGAAUCGGGUUGGCGAGGGCGCUGUACGCUGAUGCUGAUCUGUUGUUGCUUGACGACCCGCUGGCGGCUGUGGAUGCAAAGGUUCGCCGGAUGCUUUUUGAUGCCGUGAGGGCGGAAGCAAGGCAAGGAAAACCAACGCUGCACACACAGUAUGUUGCGUCCGCUGACUACGUUGUGGUCACAGACCAAGCCCGUGUGGUAUGGUCUGGAUCCAGAGAGGCCUUUAUGCAGGACGUCAAACUCAGGUCCGCCUACAUGUCAUUGAACAGCCAAGAGUAUGAGCAUGGCCAGAUUGCUGACGAUCAAAAUCGAAUGAUAUCGUCUCCAACUACACAUGCCCUCGGCCGUGACGUGACUCACGAGGAUACAAUAUGUCUUGUGGCCAAAGAAGAGCGUGCAGUUGGCGCUAUCAAAUGGAGCGUACUAACCUUCUACGCAAGAUCGGCGGGCGGCUUUCGCCAGGCUCUUGGGGUAUUUGCCAUGGUGUCACUACUUACCGUUGUCCGCAUAAUGAAUCAGUACUGGUUUGUAUGGUGGCUCGACCAAACCAUGAGCCUUUCCCAGCCAACUUAUAUGGCCGUGUAUGCAAUGCUGAUUUUGGUCCAGAGUGCUCUGAUCGCCGCACUCGGGCUGAUUCUGGUUCAAGGCUCAAUUUACGCCAGUCAAAGAAUUCACCAGCGGAUUGUUCACAAUUUACUACAGGUUCCCAUGGCGUAUAUACAGUCCCAGCCCACGGGCCGCGUGCUAAACCGCAUGGCAGCCGACGUGGAGUCGCUAGACAUCAAAAUUAUGAACGCUAUAGACGGACUAGUUGCUGCGGCAACCUCGCUCGUCUCGUCACUUGUACUCGUGGCGGCUAGUGGAACUUUCAUGUUCAUAGCACUGCUACCGUUCAUUACCGGCAUGGUGUUCUACCUCCAACGCUUCAGAGUCGGCGCACGCGAGGUCCAGCGAACGGCAUCUCUGCUCGCCUCCCCCGUCGUAUCGGUGCUCUCCGAAUCACUUUCGCACCCGUCAUCGGUGCGCGCUUACGCCCCGACUGCAAUCCCCUUUCUUCGGGACCGCCACGCAGCCGCCCUCGACGCACUUGCGGCUGCGCGUCUCACACGACGCUCGCUCGACACGUGGGUUACAUUACGGGCCGAAAUGGCCGCAACCGCUGUGCUGGCCAUCGUGGCGCUGCUUGCAUGCCUCGGCGCUUUGGCGGACGACGAUGAAAAUGCCAGCUCCUCUUCGCAUUCCCAGUCACGGGCGGGACUGGCGCUCGGGGUGGCAUCAGCGCUUGCACGGAACGUGUACUUGCUUGCAUGGUCAGCGACCGAUCUGGAAAUUCAAAUGAACAGCGCCGAGCGAUUGAUGGUCUACCAUAGCGAAAUAUCACCAGAGACACCCACUGGCGACCUCAAACUCGCCCGGCGAACUCUCUUGGCCGCAAUAGGGCCGGGACCUAAAGGACAGUUUCGACACAACCUGAACCUGCGCGACGUGUUCCUACGCUACCCUUCCCGUGACGCACCCGCCCUCGACGGCGUUACGCUCUCGAUCCCAGCAGGCCAGCGACUAGGUAUCUUAGGUCGCUCGGGGUCGGGCAAGUCCACCCUUCUGUCUAUUCUUGCGCGUCUGGUGACGCUCACGGCAGGGACCAUCACCCUUGGUGGCGUUGAUAUCUCGACAGUCCCACCACCUGUCUUGCGCACCGUUGUGCAUACGCUUCCGCAGGAACCGUUCAUCUUCCCGGGCACUGUCCGACUCAAUCUGGACCCCGAAGGAAAGCACACCGACGAGGAGCUUUUAGAUGUGCUUGAGGCUUGCCGCCUUAGGACCAUACUCGUGGACCGAUUCGGUCCUGGGGAUGAGAAGGCCGAGGUAGGCAUAUUGGACCGAGAGCUCGGGCAAAGUGCUUCUGAGCUCUCAGCUGGCCAGCGCCAGCUUCUCUGCGCUGCUAGGGUCUUGUUGGCAAAACCUCCCGUUCUGCUUGUUGAUGAAGCUGCGGCAAACAUCGACUUCGCCGGGGACGCUCAGCUGCAGCACGCCCUGCGUUGGCUCCUCCCGGAGAGUACCACCCUCGUGGUCGUGGCGCACCGUGCGGCAUCUCUCGCCUGGAUGGACCGCGUGGUGACCAUGCGUGCAGGGACUGUGGUGGAAAACGGAACGCCUUUGGACCUUCUUCAGGACUCGACGAGUUACUUUGCAUCCAUGAUUCUAGAGGACGGCAAGGUUGCCCUCCGCAACGCCUUACAGGUUGCCAAAGAAUCAAGGCGCACGGGCAGAAAAACAACGACAGUGAAGUGCUGA